UCACUGGGGCAGGAGUAAAUGCGGGUCACGACGCCGCCGCACGUACGUUGGACCCGAAGUGCAACAUGCGCAGACAGACACAGAGUCCGGUUUAAUGUAACCAUUACCAAACCUGCCGACGAACACGCGUAGCAAUGAGAUGUUUUACCUGUGUUUCAAGAUAGAAGCUUGGAUAUUUAUUCAUGGAGGCGACAUAGUUCACUGAGGGCAGCCUGACCUCGGUUUUGUUGUCGGUAAGCUAAGCUGUAUGCUAAUGGUGGUGUGAGCUGGUCGAUGGUUACACAUCGAUAAGAAACAAAAUGAUUAAAAACUGGGGUGUCAUUGGUGGGAUAGCUGCUGCGAUUGCAGCUGGAGUAUAUGUUUUGUGGGGCCCAAUUACAGAGAGAAAGAAGAGAAAGAGAGGUAUGGUUCCUGGUCUGUUGAACCUAGGCAACACCUGCUUCCUGAACUCUUUGCUUCAGGGGCUGGCAGCGUGUCCGUCCUUCAUCAGGUGGCUGGAGAAAUUUUCUGGUUCGCCUACGAUCCAGUCAUGCAAAGACAACCAGCUGUCCACAACUUUGCUUCAGCUUCUCAAAGCUCUGUCCAGUGAUGAGCCUGGGGAGGAAGAUGUGCUGGAUGCUGGAUGCCUCCUGGAUGUUCUCAGACUGUACCGGUGGCACAUCAGUUCAUUUGAAGAGCAGGAUGCACAUGAACUUUUUCAUGUCCUUACAUCUUCUCUGGAGGAGGAACGGGAUCGCCAACCCAAAGUCACUCACUUGUUUGACAUGCAGUCUCUCGAGAGCCUCCCUGAUCAAGAUGAGAAAACUAUGACCUGCAGAAGUCGAGCUCCUCUUCAUCCAAUACCAAGUCCAUGGAAGUUUCAGCAUCCUUUUCAUGGUCGUCUAACGAGCAACAUGUCAUGCAAACGCUGCGAACAGCAAAGUCCAGUGCGGUAUGAUUCAUUUGAGAGCCUCUCCCUGUCCAUCCCUUUACCUCAGUGGGGUCGGCCUAUCUCUCUCGAUCAGUGUCUUCAGCAUUUCAUCUCCUCAGAGACCAUCAAAGAAGUGGAGUGUGAAAACUGCACCAAGCUUCAACAAGAAACGACAGUAAAUGGGCAAGUUCUGGAAAGUCAGAGAACAACAUUUGUUAAACAGCUAAAACUGGGAAAGCUCCCCCAGUGCCUCUGCAUCCACUUACAAAGACUGACGUGGUCCAGUGAAGGGACCCCCAUCAAAAGACAGGAGCAUGUGCAGUUUACAGAGUAUCUAUCAAUGGACCGCUACAAACACAACAUUUCCACGCAGAGAAGUCAGCGGAUCAUGUGUGCUCCAAAGCCUGUGAAGGCAGAAAAUUCAGAUGAUGUUAUUGAAAAGCCCACAGCCAAUGGCACGGAUGCAGAACAUCACAACAACAACAAACCUUUUUCCAAUGGAACCUGUUCAUCUUUAUUUCUUCACUCUCCUGGUGUGAACCCGCAGCUCGGCCUCACAUAUGACUACAGUUCUACAGAGUACCUUUUCCAGCUCACAGCCGUGCUGGUUCACCAUGGUGACAUGCACUCGGGACAUUUUGUCACGUACCGCCGCAGCCCUCCUUCACCACGCAGCUCCUCAGCCUUCAGCUCCUCAGCCUUCAGCUCCCAGUGGCUUUGGGUGUCGGACGACUCCGUACGAAAAGCCAGCCUGCACGAGGUGCUGUCUUCCAACGCUUACAUGCUCUUCUAUGAGAGAGUCCAGAGGCUGAACCUCACUCUGCGCUCAGAGGAGUGACCAGAAACUUACGACCUCAAAAGCCUGACCAACCUCCGGCUUUCCAGUCAAGACCGUCACAGCUGUAUGUGCCAGUUACAACACGGUUACCAACGGGUGGAUUAUGACUUUGUGAUGAUGAGACCAGAGACGAAAGCCAUCCCGGAGUUAUUUUAGAGAUAAUUUUGCAUCAUGGAUCGUGGCAACAUGUUGAAGAUCAUUGUAUGAUGUUUUCUGAUAUUAAAUCCAUGAGUGGACACUUUGCCUGCUGCUCUGAUCCAGAAUAGGAUGCUCUUAAUCCCAAAGAUUAUGGACCUGCAGGAUUUUUAGUCAAAUAUCUUUGAUCACGUAAACCACUAUUCUUUGAUCCAUAUAACAGUUUCUUUCAUGUAACACUUCUACAGGACAAAAAUACAGGAACACCUGACAGUAUAGUGGUUUCUAAGGUAAUAGCCCUGCAAUACAUUAUUCAUGUGUGAAGUUUAUUUUUAUUGAGGCUGUUGAGGCUCAACAGAAGUAGCUGAGUAGGACUACAUAGAGAUAUUAUUUGUUAUGUAUUAUGAAAAGUCAAACAGGUAAUUCUUUAACUCUGGUUCUCUGUCGUCUGGUCUAAUUUGCCUAAUCAUUCCUAGCAGUGAAUGUUAACUGAAAUGGAAAUAAUGUUUCGACUGACACAGUUCAUAAGAUGUUGAAUUUGAUAUUUUUCUAUGUUUCCAAUAAUCCUUACACUGUCAUGAUUUGCAGAGCUGCACAGUUGAAGUAAAAGUGCCAUGGUGUCUUGAAUGCUCGAGAUUUUUAACACAUGAAAGCACGUCUGCUGCGACUGGUGUGAACGUACAAUAACAUCUCCUCAAAAACGGUGUUGAUGAUCAGCAGAUUAAUAAUGAUCGGCUCUCAGUUAAUAAAGCCAGAGUACGACUACAGGUUACUUGGCAAGUUAUCCUGAAUAUUUUUUAACUGCGUGUAACUGAUAACUGCCAGUUUGCUCCGACCCGACCAAUCGAGUCAAACUGAGAAAUGGCCUGGUGCGAAAACCCCUUGUUAAUGUUUGCGAUUUGCACUAAUGUAUAUUCACGUGAGAUUGUGUGUAUUUGUGUGCAAUCUGUAAAGGUGAUUGUUUUCAUAUAUUAAAAAAAUAAAAUGAA
This is a messenger RNA of Lates calcarifer (barramundi perch), 2872 nucleotides long. It is a transcript of the gene usp30, whose product is annotated as ubiquitin specific peptidase 30. Gene Ontology annotation, biological process: protein deubiquitination. Gene Ontology annotation, molecular function: cysteine-type endopeptidase activity; cysteine-type deubiquitinase activity. Lineage: Eukaryota; Metazoa; Chordata; Actinopteri; Centropomidae. The coding region runs from base 300 to 1748 and encodes 482 amino acids. Gene Ontology annotation, cellular component: nucleus; cytosol. The record is from RefSeq and is a predicted model, not a curated record. The transcript is spliced from 13 exons.